Messenger RNA from Brassica oleracea var. oleracea, 1255 nucleotides. RefSeq names its product haloacid dehalogenase-like hydrolase domain-containing protein 3. The coding region runs from base 341 to 1099 and encodes 252 amino acids. Lineage: Eukaryota; Viridiplantae; Streptophyta; Magnoliopsida; Brassicales; Brassicaceae. The record is from RefSeq and is a predicted model, not a curated record. The transcript has 4 exons.
UCGCACCAAAAGAAUAUUAAUUGUGGUUUAAAAUCCAAUUAGCUUUGUCGAUUUUGUCUGUGUGCGCAAUCACACGUAAACACGUAUAGAUUCAACUUUAUUUAUUGUUCUUGUAAUAGAUUAAACCUCGUGUGUAUAAAACAAAGACAGACCCUUCUUCCUGAUCUCAUUUCCAGUAGAUAACAACCCAAUUGAAGAAGAAACCAAUGUCUUCCAUGUGAAACACUUCUCGAUUCUCAGCUUCUGGGUACCUCAAACCUCUCUCUCUACGAAAGUUUCGUGCUUUUUUGUAUAAAGCCUUCGUCUUUAUCUUUGUGUUAAAAGAAUCUUCCCCAAAACGAUGUCGCUUUUGUCGAAGCUACGGUGUAUCACAGUAGAUGUAACUGGUACACUCAUUGCAUACAAAGGAGAGCUUGGUGAUUACUAUUGUAUGGCUGCUAAAGCCGUUGGCUUGCCUUGUCCUGAUUAUACACGAGUCCAUGAAGGUUUCAAAAUUGCUUAUACAGACAUGGCUCAAAAGUAUCCUUGUUUCGGUUUCUCCAAAAUGCCAAACAUUGCUUGGUGGAAAACCUGCGUGAGAGAUUCAUUCGUCAAGGCAGGGUAUGACUAUGAUGAGGAAACGUUUGAGAAAGUGUUUAGAAGAAUCUAUUCGACGUUUGGUUCUGCUGCACCUUACUCUGUGUUUCAAGAUUCUCGACCUUUCUUGAGAUGGGCACGGGAGAAAGGGCUGAUUGUUGGACUUGUUAGCAAUGCGGAGUAUCGAUAUCAAGAAGUUAUUUUACCUGCCUUGGGUUUGAACAAGGGAGAGUGGGACUUUGGUGUGUUCUCUGGUAUGGAAGGGAUAGAGAAGCCAGAUCCGAGGAUAUACAAGUUGGCGUUAGAGAGAGCGGGGAACAACAUUGCGCCUGAACAGGUUCUGCAUAUUGGAGACAGUAUGCGUAAAGAUUAUGUCUCGGCGAAGAGUAUUGGGAUGCAUGCUUUGUUGCUUGAUAGGUUUGAGACAGAAGCUGCUAAAGACUGGAGAGAAGCUGGAGCUGUUGUGCUUCCUAAUUUAGUUGCUGUUCAACAGCUCUUGGAGUCUGAUAAGUUGAAAUGUUAAUCAAGAGACCUCUAAGGAAUCUAAUGUAUUGUAGUAUUGCACAUUUUGGCUCUUUCUUCUUCUUGUAAUGAGUAAAAAGAGUUUCAAAGGCAAGAAACAAUUAAAACUAUUCAAACCAAAUAAUACUUCCAACAAGGUGAAGUUUAUAAUAGUUUA